UCUGAUGUGGGCUUACCUCCAACCGCACCCAGCCUACUUCCGCACACAUCCUUGAUCCUGAAACACAUUGCGAGCUGCAUGCCGGAUGCACGGCUUCGAGACCGAGGCUGAACGUUGGAAAGUAAUCAACCACGAUUUGCCCCACGUAUCGUUUGUCCAGAGUCCGCAUGUCACUCAUCGUUAGACUCACCCUCUUCGCGAAGUAGACCCACGCGCUGUGCACUGGAACCCGAGACGGGUGCGGCGGCUACGGCCGAAUAAAUUGUCUUCCGCAGCACGUCCGACAACGAACGUCACGUGCGCCAAUGCAUCGGUUGCGACACCCUCCGUCGCUGGGCGACUUCGCUCGGCACUUUCCUCCUGGCGAUGCUCAGCUUUCCGGGAUCGCGAGAACGCGCAGAGAAAGAUCUAAAUAGCGGAUGUGUUGCCCAAGAUGGCUGGCCGGCCUUGGCUGCCGUACCUCUCCCACUCGAGAUUGCUCGGCAGCACUGCGCGACGAGGUUGAUCGUUGGCUUCGCCUCAGCACUGGCACCCGAACACCCAGAUCCCAAGCCUUUCCGCGCAGAAAAAUGCCUUCUCCGCGGACAACUCAAUCCGGGACAUUUUGGAACCGGAAAGCAUCGGAAUCUGCAAUGUCGAAGGAGCUCGUCCAAGGAUCUGCCGGUACCUUGCUGUGCACACACUUCUGAAUCAUGAUCGCGGCGUUUGGCAUCGGGACAUGCCGAAUUGAGGACGGGGAUCUAGAUAGAUCUACUGUAGAUAGUUGGGCCGAACGACGCUUAUCAUGGGGGAGAUUAGUCAGGUGUGUACGAUGUGCCCCAGCCUGAUCUGGUGUCGUCCCAAUCUGCUUCCCCAGCGCGCCGGAAUCCUUCUCCGUCAGAUGAACACGGGGUCAGAUGGAAUUCCCGAUAUCACGGCUCGUUUGAACUGCCUCCUGGAGUCUCCGUUUUGCCGCCUCUGUGUCAGUGGAUUGCAGCUCUGCUUCUGAGAAGACCUUUCGUUGACAGCGACAGUAUUUCAGCGACUCUCUCUAAGUAUCUAGCUCGGAACCACAUUCCAAGCCGACCGAUCCCAGCAUGACGGUUGAUGCAGUGCGAGCCAGCACCUAUCUUACGACAUGUUCUCCGCCGGCGGGCAUUC
Messenger RNA from Mycena citricolor, 1140 nucleotides. The record is from the annotation of a GenBank genome assembly. Lineage: Eukaryota; Fungi; Basidiomycota; Agaricomycetes; Agaricales; Mycenaceae.